AGAACAAUCAGAUCGCGGGAUCAAAAGAAACUAUGUUGCCGUGGCUCCGAGUGAUGUCCGUGUCAGCGGCGGCACUUGCCUUAGUCUCAGUGGCGUCCCGAUGCUCAGCGGCACCCUCGCAACCUUCGCCGCCAGAUGUCAGCCUCAGCACGGCCCUCAAAGUGCUCCCAGCCCUGGACGCCAAACAAGUCGUCGUGGGGCUCAUCGAACGCGAGGACUUUGAAGGCACGGUCGCAGACGAAGCAGCCAGGGCCCGUUCGGCGACUCGCGAAGGCCGGAUGCUCCGGGUUCCGCCGGAAGUGACCAUCACGUCGGGUGCCCUGAAGGUGACCGGGGACUUGUUGCCCGGGCGCAAGGGCCGCAUUAUUGAGGUGGGUGCGGAUGGGAUCCCGAUCGUGCACGGGGUGCGGGAACCCGACGACGAGACGGACAACCAGGUGUGGAGGAAUGCGGACGUGGUGGAAGGCAGGCUGAUGCCGAGCUCGCACAAGGCUGCCAAGGCCCUGGAUCUGGGCAAAGAUGAAAACAUGCCACAGUCUCACCCACCAGCAGACAGGAUCCAACCAAGGAUCCUCACUGGAGGUGAUGUCCACAUCAUUCAAGCAGUGCCAGUGGAAGAGCGCAAAGAUGAAGACCAGGAUGACUCACUAGCCCCUGGAGACCAGACCAACAAACUUUCCAGAGACAAUGACAUGUCAGCAGCCAGUUCCAACAGGCGCUACCAGCAAAGCCACCAACAAGCAGAACCAGUGUACCAGGGCAACAAGGGUCUUGGUGUUGGGUCAGUUGAGGCUGUGGAACUGGACUCCAGCUAUGGGUCCAACAAAAACAAGAAAAAGAAGAAGAACAACAACAACAAGAAAUUCACCCAAGUCAGAGGAGGGGAUGAUGAUGACAAUGAAGACCUGAAUGAUUCCCAGGAGUUCAGUCCCUCUGACUUUUACUUUGGCCAGCAACUCCAACAACCAAAUCAGCAACAGCAGCAGAAUCAACAACAGCCAGUCUCUGAUUACUUCUCCAACUUCCAGCAGCAGCCUCAAGGAGGCUCAUUCAAGGGUUUUGAAACAAAUUACCUCCAUUCUGAUGAGAACAAAAACAACAACAACAACUACAACAAGCACCAACAACAACAUCAUCCCCAGACUCAGUUCAACUUUGGUGACCCCCCACCACAGGCAGGCCAAAAGUUAUUCAAUGGUGGAGUGGUCAUUGGUCCAGCAGACCCCUCAGAUUUUGCCAUCAAGAAUGUGCAAUUUGACAACAGCAGGUUCUCAGUGCAAGUGCCUGUGCCAGUGGAACAACUGUCAGGCAUCAACACCCACUUUGUCUAUGAAGAGCCUGGGGCCUCUGCUGCUGCUUUGGGUGAUGAUGAAAGCUUUGAGGAGUUGUUUGCCCCUGAACCAGCAUUGAGGCAACAGAGACCACACAGGAGACCACCAGUGCCUGGCAGACGUCAACCACCACCACCACAUGUGCUGCAUAGUCAUUCCAGGCCUGGAAGACCCACACCACAUAGACAAGUGGAUGGUGAUGAUGGUCCUGUGAGUAAGAUGGGCAAGACUGUGAGACAGGCCAUGAGAAGAAGGUACCAGCAGUUCCAAAGCUUUGUCAAUCCUGUCAUGGGUCCACUCCGAGAAGCAGGACAGAAAAUCUCCCAGAACCUCGGGCUUGCAGAGUCCUUCGACGGCAUCAACGAGCGAUUGGCAACCGUGGUUGGUGCCCCGGGCUUACCGAUAGUCCUGGGUGGCGCCUUGACCCUCGGCGCCCUCGGAUUAGGCGCCCACGCGCUCAACAAUUUCGAAAUCUCCGUCAACCGCGGCGCCGUCCCGGCAGCGACCCGCGAAAAGGCCGCCAAAGCAGGGGAAACCACUGUGCAAAAGGCCAUCGAAGCCGCCUCAGCCAAGUUUGAGGACGCCACCGGUGGUACCACACCUUCAACGACGACGACCACCACCACCACCGCCGCCUCCACCACUGCCAAAACGAGGCGACGCAAGAGGAAUGCCGACGAAGACCCCGAUUUCUCGUCCAACAUGCUGGAAAUGGUCCAGAGUCCAGAAGCUGUUUUUUAUGCCAAAAUGGGAGAAGAUUUUGCCACUAGGAAAAGGAAUCCUUGCGUUGGGAAAUUCGGAUGUCGAGUGACAUCUGUAGUUUAUCCUGCUAUUGAGAAGUACCAUAAUCAGGCAUCCAAGCAAACCAUCCCUGAAAGGGCACCAAGGAAAGACAUUCAGCCCUGAGAGAAACCAUUCAGCAAACCCAGCUUCAACUCAUCCUUUUUUUUUCUAAUUUAAGCCAUUUGGAAUCUGCUGAUCUUCUUGGUUGCAUGGAUGCAUUGAUGAUAUGGAGCAUGCUUUCAGUGGAAAAAGUCAUGUUACAUAUUCACAAUUUUCUGCAUCAGGAAACCAUCACUAAAACCCUAGAAAAUCAACAUUAUAAUUCAAACCACUGAUUUUUAAAAUUAGCAUAUAUUUCACAUGGUACAACAAACCAUAGUAUUUCUGAUUGAUUUCCAUUAGAACCAAAGAAAGAGUAUCAGGAGUGCAUACUCAAUCUUUGAAUUCUCUUGGUUUCAAUCCAUGCAAAAAUCUGGUACAAACUCCAUAUCAACAAUUUAAUAUUUCAAAUUAACUUCCUCAUUCUAAAAAAAAAAGAGAUCACUAUAUGGAUCUUUUCAACCAAUUAUUAUCUGGCUGGUUUCAAAAAACUUGAAUCCUUACUUCAAUGAAUUCAUGGAUCAUCAUAUGGCAAAAUAUAAUUUUAGAUCAAUUUGCCUCAGCAGGAAGAUGGCCAACAUAGGACAUAUUUAACCAAGGAUUAAAAUAACUAGUUUUCAAUCAUAGAUCCAUGAAUUUAUCACAUGCAUCUUCAUAUAUUGUGCUUGGUUCAGUUCUUCAUUCUGAACAAAGCUCAAUUGUGACCAUCAUGCAUCCAUUCAACCAAAAAGUACAAUACAACCAGACAUGACCUGCUUGGACCAAAGCAACUGUGACAGCAGACACAUGGUGUGCCAUCUUGCACACCAGCACUGGAUGUUGAGUGAACCAUAUUUCCUUUGCUUUUUCUACCAAAGAAAAGCACAAGGGGGAAAAAAAUAUGGCACUUGAACAUGACCCUGACUUAUGUGAUGACUAAGACUUGAGACAACAUGCUCUGCAGGUGUAGUGCAAAAAGAUUCUAUGUUACCAGGUGUGUUUUUGUACGGUAUACUACCGGUACCCUGAGAUGUAGUUGGACAUUUUUUUUUUGUUGUUAUUGAAGAGUGAGCAAGUGUUGCACAGUGUGCAUUUGUGCAGCACAUGUCAAGAAAAGAAAAAAUGUUGUACCACUUUUGUUAUUGUACCUUUGAUCCUUGCAUGGUGAUUUGUAAUGAACCAUUGUGGGAAGCUUUCCAAAAUCAA
Messenger RNA from Notodromas monacha, 3398 nucleotides. NCBI's taxonomy places the organism in Eukaryota, Metazoa, Arthropoda, Ostracoda, Podocopida, Cyprididae. The record is from the annotation of a GenBank genome assembly.